GGGGGUGUCCGCGAUCACAGCUGCAGCGGGACAGGAGCCGCGACAGGUCGGCUGACUGCCGGGUCACAUGGGCGUGACACCGACCGCAGCCGUCCUCCGCCGACACUCGCAACACGACCGGGGACGUGAGACGAGUUGGUCGCGGAUUCGUCGCUGAGACGGUUUCACUUCGACCACCGGGUGAGUUCACGGCGAGGGACCCGCGGACAUGUCGACGCUAGCAUGACGGCUAACAUACGUUCACGGUCGCGACACUCGGGGCGAGGCGGCGACCUGACCCGCGGCUGUGGAGGAUCACCAGUGACGAUGUCUCCGAUACCAGUUGUACCCGAGAACCACAGUCACGUCCUGGCCGAGUUUGACUGUCUCGAUCCUCUUCUGUCUGCGCUACGUUUAGACUCUGGCAGGCUCAAGUGUACUUGUUUGGCAGUUUCAAGGAAGUGGCUGGCAUUAGGAACAUCAGCAGGGGGGUUGCACCUGAUUCAGAAGGAGGGUUGGAAACAAAGGAUCAUCCUCACUCACAAGGAGGGAUCCAUCACUCAGGUGGCGUGUUGCCCACAUGAUGAAGAUUUCAUUGCGGUUGCAACCAGUAAGGGUCUAGUGGUGGUGUGGGAGCUUCAGCUGGAGCGGCGAGGUCGACCAGAGAGAGUCAGCAUGUCCUGGGAGCACAGAGGUCAGGCCAUCACCGCACUCUGCUGGGACACAAGCACACUCAGAGUUUUCGUCGGUGACUCGGGAGGCAAGGUGUCAUUUCUACGUGCAGGAUCCUCCAAGCUAGGCAAGGGGUCAGCAUUCGUCAUCUUCCCCGUUCAGACCGUCACAAAUGUCGACUCCAGAGUGGUUCAGCUUGGGUACCAAGAUGGCCGCCUGCUCGUGUCUUCUCUCAGCCGCUGUUACCUCUGCGACACAGAGAGGGAGAAGUUCUGGCGUGUUGGGAAUAAGGAGCGCGAUGGGGAGUACGGAGCUUGUUUUUUCCCUCAGAAUAGGGGAUUAUUAGUCGGUCAGCCCCCCCUGCUGUACUGUGCCCGGCCAGGGUCUCGGAUAUGGGAGGCCAGUUUUUAUGGCGAGGUUCUGAGCACCCAUCAGUUCAAACAGCUACUGGGUUGUCCUCCUCUGCCUCUCAUCACUUUCAGAAAUGAGCCGCAUUACAACCCAGUACAGAAGAGCCCCCAGUCAAUUGCCUUUCCUAAACUGCUUUAUUUGGGAGACCAAAACUUGCUGACCUGGACAGAUUCCGCCAUUUAUAUCUUCACACCUCAGAAUGGACAACUGCUUCUGUGGACUGAAGUCAAAGACCUGGUUGAGAUCGGAGUCUACCGCAACGAGCUCUUCUGUCUCCACGGCAGCGGACGUCUGUCCCACCUCUCCCUGUUGUCUGCGGAGCGCUGUGUUGAGCGUCUGCUGCGCAGAGAGUCCUGGCCUCUCGCUGCUGCCGUCUGCUGUAUGUUUCAGCACACAAUCACCACCAGCAGGGCCAGGAAGUCCAUUCCUAUCGACCGCCUUGAACAUCUCAGGUCCCAGCUCAGCUCCACCACACACCUGGAGCUGAGUUCCCAGCUGGAGGACGUCAUCACAAAGCUGGAGCCUCCUGACUCCGCCUCCAGCAGCCGGAGAAGCAGCAUCUCCUCACAUGAGAGCUUCAACGUUCUUGACUGUGGAAUAUAUCGCGUGAUCAGCCGCAGAGGAAGCCAGUCAGACGAGGAGACAAGCUCGCUCGUCAAUCAGUCCAUGUCGGAGGAGGAGAGGCUCAAAGAGUUCAGCUUUGUUCAGGAGGAAGAUCAGGUGGAUCAAGAUCCACAGAGCGCUGAGCGUCUGGAGGCUGAGCGAUCUGAGCAAGGCCUGCCGUUCCACCUCCCCCUCUCAUUUCGGCCCAAACCCCCUCGCAUUGCACUGCAGGCCGUCAAAGACAGUGUUUCAAGUUUUGUUAAGAAGACGACAGAGAAGAUCAACACCCUCCAGAUGAACUCUGACCUCUGGCAGCGACCGGAGUUCAGAGAGGCAGGACAGCCUGAAGCAUUGGUCGCCACCGCUUCAUACUCAGAAGAAAUGGAAAAUGAAGUUUACGAUGACAUGCCUAACACAGAGGCCGACAUGCGGGAACUUCGAUUAGCAACAGAGCGAACUAUCUCCCAGAUCCAAGAUCCUUUGGUGCUACUAGAUCCGGUCUGCCUGGAAGAAUCUCUGCUCGAGUGGCUGCCGGUGCUGGAGCGAAUACUCGGACCUGCGGAGCUGGGGUCGGUGGCUGUCUGUGAUUCAAAUAUGGGUGGGCCACGAGAGGAUCGAUGGGAGAGGGAUUAUUUCACCUCCUGCUCAGAGCAGCCAGAGGAGUCGUCUUGCUCUUCAGGAGAAACACCAGAGCGUGUCGCAGAGGAGGAGUCUCCUGAGCUCAGAGAACAGGAAGAAGAGUGCGACUCCACCGAGACGGUGUCUGGAGUAUCCAACGGGAGCCUUUCGGAGCCUGUGCGAGUGGUGUCACCCAAACCGGUACCGUCAGAUCUCCUGGCUGAUCUCACCCAGCUGGCCACGUUAUACACGGAGCUGAGCUGCUUCAGAAGUCAGGAGAACGAUCGAGCGUUGGGCUGUACAACUUUCCUGCGCCGUUACUUCUUUCUGCUGGAUCAAGAGCGCGUGAGAAGAAUGUGUCUGUUAUGUUACCAGGAGCAGGCGGAGGUGCAGAGCUCCUUCACGGAGGCCAUGUUAGUUCUCACUCGGUCCUGUAAGGUGGUGGAGGUCAUUCACAGAGGUGAUCUGCUGAGGUCACUGCGCAGUCUGAGAGAGCUGCAGCCCUGGAGCGCACCUCUUCUCCUCGCUCACUUACACAGGCUGUAUGAGAAGCACGGGGAGGCGGCUGUACGCUCAUUCUCCCAGUUCUAUCCUACAAUUACGCCCGCUGACGUAAUGACCAUGGCUCAGCAGAGCCACUUCCUUGCCUACCUGGAUAAUCUGGUUCAAUCUCGAACUGAGGAGCACAGGUUGUCCUUCUUGCAGUCCCUUCUUGAACCAGAAUCACUGAGACAGGAUUGGCUGGAGCUUGCACUUACCCAUGAUGCUCCUCAACACGGCGACACGCUAACUACUGAUGGACAGCCCAGGUGGCACUCGCAUCGUUUCAGUUGGGGGUACGGACGCCUCCUGUCUCUGCUGAUUCGUCUUCCUGCAGACCUGUCGUCCAAGCAGAAGAUGGCAGAGAAAUGCCGCGGUCACGGGUACUGGACGGGCUACCUCCACCUCUGCUGGGAGCUGCAGCGUCGCACAGAGGCGUUCUCCACCAUCUGUCAGCUGGAUGACAUCAGCCUGCUGGAGGAACCGGGGGGCGUUGAGCCCCAGACGUUGGAUGAGUGGAAGCUAUUGAUCCGGUUGUCUCAGCAGCGCAGCAGUGUGGUGGACUCAGAGCAGGUCACCGGCGUGAACGGGAGCGGUUUGUCCAACGGCUCGACAGACUGUGGAGGAAAGAUCAGCCUGGAGAACCUGACCCUGAUGCUGGCUCGGAAAGCCGGACCUGACCGAGCUCUGAUCGUCCUGGAGGAAUGUGGGUCGCAACUGGUCCUUUCCCCUCACUCCAAACUGGUCUGUGAGCUGCUGAGAGUCACCGAGAAGAGGCAGAGGGCAAUGAUCCAGGCGAUGCUGGAGCGCUGCGAUCGGUUCCUUUGGUCUCAGCAUGCCUGACUCCAGAUCAGCGGUGUGUGGACGGCAGCUUCUCGAAGCCAAACAAUAGAACUAACACUGUAUGUAAGUCUCCCCACUAACGGCUGUUGAAGCUGUGGCUCAAUGUAUGCACUGUGAUAUUUGUCAAAGCGUUGUCACUCAAAUGACAGUACUCUUUGUGAAAUACAGUAUUAACCUUUUAACUAUUACUUCAUUCCAUGUACAUGGCAGUUUUAUCAGUAUUCAGGUGAAUGUACAGGGUUUCAUCACAUCACCGUUUCUCUAAGGAUUCGGGUUGCGCAUGUACAGGGAGUCAAUUAAUUCAUGUCCUGCUAUGACAAUAAAUAUGAACUGUAAAUAAGGAAAUGUUCUAACCAGGUAAUAUAAUGUGAAUAAAAGUAUCCAUAUGAAACAACA
This is a messenger RNA of Scophthalmus maximus (turbot), 4062 nucleotides long. RefSeq names its product HPS5 biogenesis of lysosomal organelles complex 2 subunit 2 (gene hps5). Gene Ontology annotation, molecular function: protein binding. Lineage: Eukaryota; Metazoa; Chordata; Actinopteri; Pleuronectiformes; Scophthalmidae. Gene Ontology annotation, cellular component: cytoplasm. The transcript is spliced from 23 exons. Gene Ontology annotation, biological process: developmental pigmentation. Bases 223 to 3666 code for a protein of 1147 amino acids. The record is from RefSeq and is a predicted model, not a curated record.